AUGAAUGAUAUUAUUGAUGAUAUUCACAAAUCGUUGAGUCCUUCUUGUCCUAUGGUAAUUGUACAGUUUUCAAAUAAUGUUGCAUCCAACAUGUCAUCUCCAAAUGUUGGAAAUGCCAGUUCUGGGCCUUAUACUUCCGAAUCACCUCAACCAGUGGCUGUAGGUAACUCUGUCUCAAGUUCUCAGAGCACUUCCUCAGAAAGUGGACAUUCUGGAUAUGAUGAUGUUGAUUAUCGAAGGACAAAUGCUAGCAGCCACCCGACCACUGAAGCAACUCAGCAGUCAAGCUAUUCCCAAAGGGCAGAUGCAGUGGCAUCAUCUGUGCUAGCGGAUGCCAAUAGACGCCUAAACACACCAAGAUCAUCUACUCAUGCACCUGUACUGCCUCUACUAGGAAUGCUUAAUCAAGAAGGCAGUUUAGCAGUUAGAAAUAAUAUGAUCAAUCAUGGAAGCCAAAAUGCUGAUAGCUCAGAUGGUUUGAAUGAAGAAUCAAGGAGGAACCUACAGAAUGGCACCAACACUUACCAGGACAAUGUUUCUCACCACCCAAGUAUUAAUACACAGGUCUAUGCCAUCCCCCCAGGGUCCAAUGGCAUGACAGUCGCAGACACUUCUAAUUCUGCCCAGUCACAGUCGCAGCUGACGUAUCAGUUGUUGGGUAUUUUCCAUGAACGGCCUAAAUUCCCAAAUUAUGCUGUUCUUGCCAGACGUUUACAGUCAUUUGAUGGUUGGUCAGAGCAACAUCCAAUCAAAAAAGAGGACUUGGUCAAAUCUGGCUUGUUCUUUGCUGGAUAUGGAGAUUGCUGUAAAUGUUUCUUUUGUGGAGGAGGCCUGAGAAACUGGGAGAGUGGUGAUAAUGCCUAUGUUGAGCAUGCACGUUGGUUUGACAAGUGCAGCUUUAUCCGACAGUUUAUGGGUCUGGAGUUUGUGGAAGCUGUCCAGUGUCUCAAAAACCGAGGAGGAACAAUUACUUUCAAAGAUGUAACAGACUACAUGCAGAAAAAGGGACAGAGCAUACAAAAUUUGUUCAAUGACAAAAAAAUCAGUGAUGAUGUUGCUGUCAGGUCUCUUGUUGAUGCUGGCUAUAAUCUAGAGGAUGUAUCCAGAGCUGCUCUUAGCCUGAGAGAAAGUGGUGAGCAGCUGUCAGCUGAUGUGAUUUUAAGAAGAAUGAGGGACCAGCAGUCUGAGGUUAAUGGUGCUACACCUGAUGGGGCUGCGAUCAGUGAUAGAACUAAAGCUGAAGAUGUCCCUGAUGAAGGACGAUUGCAAGCACUAAAGGAACAGAACUAUGCUUUGAGGAGUAACCUAACAUGCAAGAUUUGCAUGGACAAAGAAGUCAAGAUAGUGUUUUUGCCAUGUGGGCAUUUGAUUUCCUGCCAGGAAUGUGCUGUCGCUCUUCAGGAUUGCCCUCUUUGUCGUAGCCAUAUCAGAGCUCGUGCCAGGGCCAAUAUUAAUUGA
Messenger RNA from Candidula unifasciata, 1458 nucleotides. The record is from the annotation of a GenBank genome assembly. NCBI's taxonomy places the organism in Eukaryota, Metazoa, Mollusca, Gastropoda, Stylommatophora, Geomitridae.